This is a messenger RNA of Aaosphaeria arxii CBS 175.79, 1360 nucleotides long. RefSeq lists its product as uncharacterized. Lineage: Eukaryota; Fungi; Ascomycota; Dothideomycetes; Pleosporales. The transcript has a single exon. The coding region runs from base 482 to 1198 and encodes 238 amino acids. The record is from RefSeq and is a predicted model, not a curated record.
UUGAUCCCAUCCCCCAAGGUCGAAAUCCUUAUCACAACCAACCACGCGAUCACGCCACCAGCUCACGGGGGAAUAUGAUACGCGACCAUAGCAUCGUCAAUCAUCCACAUAGAUAACCUUAGUUCUUCCAUCCUCCCCUCCUCCUCUCCUGUCGCGUAUCGAAGUAAUGAGAAGAAGAGGGUUCUGAUCAUCUCGCCAUUGUCGAACUACGUAUGUACUAACCCCACGCUCGUGUUGACGCUUUGAGUAACUGCCUCAUUGUGAUAACGCGUUACUAUCAUGAGUCGAGUAUACUGGGGAUCUGAAAAGACGACAGGAGAGAGCGCGAGAGAAGGGGAGGUAAGUUUCGCGUGGAAGGUAGGGAGGUGCUUGAUAACGAUCUGACGACUUUUCUGGUUUACGCCUUUGUGGAUGUAGUGUUUUGUAUUGAGAUGUUGGAUAGCCUCACUCGUGGCAUGGUGUGGUAUGAUGUGAGAAUCCAAUGUCCCAAAGGAUAUCUGGAUAUUCAUCGUUCCCUCGAGAUAUCAUACUCGCAGGAAGCCUGACAUCAACACUCUGCGAAUUCCUUGAGGAGAAUCCUCACAUCGACAUCCAAACCAUCAGAACGAAGAAAAAAGUAAGGGAAAAAAAGAUCAAAGUUCUAGAAGUCAUCUACAUCGUCAUCUACUCGGUAGAUGCUUUGCUUAUAGAUAGCAGAUCAAUUACUGGGGCCUGGAAACACAUCUCCGCCUGUUCUCCUCGCACAGCACCGCUUCCCACUGGCGUUGGCGCAAGUCCAUCCUGGAAGGACAUCGCCGGCCAGCGGGAUCUCGAAAGUGUGGCUACGAACCACUCGGUUGGACGACGAGGCCCUCGUGCAGCGAACUUGCAUGAAACCAUACUGUGUACAUCAAUAGAUACCUACAAGGUAACAUAUGUUCAUACAUGGAUAGAUAGGCUACCCUACAGAUCUCCCGACGACAACAUGUGGGAUGUCAACCCAUUCAACCCCAGCCCCAGAUCCCCCAUCGGAGACCACCGCCUUGCCGUGAUUCGUCGACUCUCCCAUCUCGGACCAAUCACAUCACAGGAAAGCAUAUCAUCUCUCCCUUAUCUCUGCGACCUCUACGUUAAGCUUUUAGCUGAUAUAAAACCCCCAAUAAUAAUUCACCCCUACACUGUGUACUCUUGUGCAUAUGCGGUUUGCGGAUGCGGAUGACGGGAGAGGGAAAUCAAUAGCGAAUUCGCAAGGCGUCCUCCGGCGACGGCGGCGGAUAGCGACAAUGCUGCGUAUCUAUCUCUGCGAAAAAGGCCUCUCAUCGGGCAUCUCCAUACACAAUUGUGUGUGUUGUUGCCUCGUGGCGUCUGCGAUCUCGGCAUU